Molecule: messenger RNA, 1218 nt
Organism: Hirsutella rhossiliensis
Lineage: Eukaryota; Fungi; Ascomycota; Sordariomycetes; Hypocreales; Ophiocordycipitaceae
Product: tc5 transposase DNA-binding domain-containing protein
Exons: 5
Coding region: 1-1218 (405 amino acids)
Cellular component (GO): nucleus
Molecular function (GO): DNA binding
Source: RefSeq, a predicted model, not a curated record
AUGCGUCGCGAAGAGGCCAGGCUUCUGGAGGCUCGUGUGCAAAAGGCCAAGAAGUAUCUUGAUCAAAAUCCCACUGCAAAGGUGACCACGGUUGCUCGUCAAUUCGAAGUGCCGCGUGGCCGACUCCGAAGCCGCCUGGACGGCCGAACCAGCUUGACUGACCGCCAACCAACAAAUACGAAAUUGAGCAAGCCAGAAGAAGAUGCACUAUGCCGCUACAUCGAUCGCCUUGGCGCUGUGAAUUUAGCCGUACGCAGAGAGUUCAUUGUGGAUGCUGCAAACCGCAUUCUCAAGGAGCGGUCAGGCAAGGCUAGCCAGAGCAACCCGCCCACCGUGGGCAUACAUUGGAUCGACCGCUUCGUCAAGCGUCAUAAAUAUCUACUAAUGAGCCAAAAGCAGCUGGAAUCGAACCGCCAAGCCGCCGAGGAUAUCCCUACAGUCAUUGAGUGGUACAAGAAACUCCACGCUGUAAUGCAAUCCGAAGGCAUUGUGGAAGACGACAUCUGGAACAUGGACGAAACAGGGUUUCGUAUCGGGGAGUCAGCUACGGCCAUUGAGUGCAUCUCGGCCGCUCGAUGGUACGAAGUCAUGAAGCACUACCCAGACACACGCAUUGCGAUGUCACCAACUGGGUAUAGUAACGACGAGAUCUGCUUGGAGUGGAUCUAUCAUUUCGACGAGCACACGAAAAACAAGACCAAAGGCAACAAGCGGCUACUUCUACUCGAUGGAUUCGGUUCACACCAUACAUACCCGUUUAUCGAGUACUGUGGGCGCCGCGUCUUUCAGCCGCUCAAGCAUUAUCACGCAAAGGCGGUAGACCUAGUGGUUCGUGACGGCUGCACAGAUAUCACCAAAUUGGAGUUCUUGGACUUCAUUCAGGACGUCCGGAAGCAAGCCUUUCGUCAAUUGACCAUCAUUUCUGCGUUUCGGAAGACUGGAAUAGUGCCAUUCAACCAAGAGGUGGUCCUGGCCGUCAUGAAAGCACGCAAAGCUCGUACACCUACCCCUGAAUUGGAUCCGGCCCUCCUGUCUUCACCGUUCGGCACGCCAGUCACCCUCCGGCAAAUGCACAAGGCGGCAACGCAAUUGGAGGACCAGUUUACUAUUGCCGAGGAAUGCAACGAUGGUUCUAUACUUCUCGAGGAGGACUUCCUUGUGUCCGUAGGCCAAUUCAUCCGUGGAGCGAUUUCCACUAACGACUCCGCAGGGCCAUGA